UGCGCACACACACGCGCACCCGUACGCACACGCAUGCCAGCGCAUGCAUGCACGCAUAAUGCAUGUAUAUAUUUUACUCCGACAACCGUCUUUAGUCUAAUUUUUUUUCUUGCAUCUUCUUGGUUAACAGGGGGUACGUAUACACAUCGCAUACUCGACAUCGGCUUACGAGCUUUUAUAUACCUAGGAGAUGUAUAUACACGCGAGAUUCACACCGCUCUGGAUAUAUUUCACAACUCUCUCCAACUCUCUCGGGCACCAGUAGCAACGCUUCAAGAUAGAGAGAGAGAUAGAGAGAGAGAGAGAGAGAGAGUGAGUGAGUGAGUGAGUGAGUGAGGAGAGUGAGCAAGAGACGGAGAUAAACUGAGCAUACGUGUGUUGUAUGCACUUUGUAUGACUGUAAAGUAAGAGAGACAGGAGAGUAUUUUACAUAUCUUUUCGUGUGCGAAGUACGAUACUCCUCGUUGAAAACGGAAGAGAAGGAAGAGCCUGUUGACCCUGAGGAAACUCAAUGGAACCUUCCUAGUUUUUUAUUUAUUUGGCAGUAGAGAAGCGUGCAAGUACUCGUUGUCCUCUCUUUGACAAUGGCCAGUGUAGGGCAAUAGCAACAGCAUCAACAGUUCUUGACUUUGAACGUUUACACUAUCAGCAUUCACCGCGACAUGAACAUUUCUCGGUGCUGUGCUUAUAAUUUUUUCUACGCCCGAUCGUCUCGCUCGUUCGUUUCCUGGACAUUUUGAUAUCCUGUGAUAAAGCAAAAUGGCCUUACGAGAAUUAGUCGAGGGUGAUUGCGGAGGGCCAAACCCUCUGAUUCGCCUCACAUCACACUUUGUAAAAGACCAUGGCUUAAAAGAAGAAGGUGUAAGAGAUCUAUUUGGAUCUAUAGAUCCUUUUGAAACUGGUAACUCGGAUCAACUUGUCAAGCAGUUUCUUGAAGAAUCUUCUGUUCAUCCGCAAACCUUCAAAAUGGAAAAUAUUCUUCAAGAGAUGCGAGAAAUAGAUCAGAGUAUAUAUCCACCAGUUACAGCACCAGGCGUCGUUGAAGAAUUAACCAAUCAAGACACAGCGUGGGCUAAUCAAUAUCUACAAUCUGGUGGACACUUUCAAGAAAAUCACAAAGACGAUAUUUGGAAUGUUCAGCCGAUAGCUUCAAAUGCCAAAGUUGCCUUCCCAGGAGAAACACAUGAGCUGGGCCUGGGCCCAAAAUGGGCCGAAGAAUAUCUAGAACACAGCAUAGAUCAUCCGGAAGCAGCUACCGCAAAAUCCGAGAAUCCGGAUUUCGCCUAUUCGAAAUUUAUGAAGUUUAUGCGACAAGAAGGCGAUCUCCCUAUUGAAGCAGCACCGUCUCCAAAUACCGAAAACUUAGAUAAUAAUUGGACUGCGAAUUUCACCGAGACCGCAGAUACGAAGCCAUCGGAAACAACCAUUGAAGAAUCUAAGGGAGACGAGACGCAUGCCUUAAGUACCGUUGACGAACAGUCUGCCCUAGCCACAACAUGGACCAAUGAAUUUUCGAAAAAUAAGUCUACCACCACCGAGCAAGAUGCGGAAAAUUACAAAUCGUCAUUCUGGGAAAGUCUGCAGAGCGAAUGGGAGAAGAUUUCCGGGGAGAACGUGACGACGAAUCACCCGUGGAUCUCGGAGUACGACAAUUUUUACGACCCUUUCAAGGAAUACGCCUUCAGUGAGGAGAAUCCGAUGUCAAAUCUAUUGAAUCCGCUAGAAGAGGGUAAACGAAGGUUGGAAAUUGGAGACCUGCCCGGAGCCGUACUGUGCUUCGAAGCCGCUGUUAAUCAAGACUCCAAGAAUACGGAGGCUUGGCUUCUGCUGGGAAAAACACAGGCAGAGAACGAGCAGGACCCAUUAGCCAUCUCUGCCCUCAAACAAUGCCUCACCCUCGAUCCUUCGAACCUAACGGCGCUCAUGACGCUCGCCGUUUCUUAUACAAAUGAGUCUUAUCAGAGCCAAGCCUGCUUAACCCUUAAGGAUUGGCUAUUGAAAAAUGAGAAAUACAAGCACCUUAAAGCAUCAAAGUCGCCUGAAAAUUUGCCGCCUCAACUUUUAGUCUCCACCAUAUUAUUCAAUGAUAUUCAUAACGAAGUCAAAGACUUAUUUAUCCAAGCGGCACGAAUGCAGCCACAUGGCACAAUUGAUGCCGAUGUUCAAUGUGGACUUGGCGUUUUAUUCAAUCUAUCCAGUGAAUACGACAAAGCUUCAGAUUGCUUUAGAGCUGCGAUACAAGCAAGGCCCAAGGAUCCAAUGCUAUGGAACAGAUUAGGAGCCAUUUUAGCUAAUGGUCAGCGUUCGGAAGAAGCAAUCGAUGCCUAUCACCAAGCACUAGAAUUAUCGCCGGGCUUCAUUCGUGCCAGAUAUAAUCUUGGAAUAUCUUGUAUUAAUUUAAACGCUUACAAGGAGGCUGGAGAACAUUUAUUGACAGCAUUGAAUCAACAGGCUGCUGGAAAAGGUGUAUCCGGAGAAAGAGCUCCAAUGAGAAUUAUGUCGGAUACAAUUUGGUCGACCUUGAGAUUGGUCCUAUCGCUAAUGCAUAAGUACCAUUUGAAUGAUGCUAUAGAAAAUAGAGAUCUAGCAAGGUUGAAUAAGGAAUUUGAAAUGGAAUAGGGCAAUUAAACAAGCAAUAAAAAAAUCGAACAGUAACAUUGA
This is a messenger RNA of Ceratosolen solmsi marchali, 2661 nucleotides long. It is a transcript of the gene Pex5, whose product is annotated as peroxisomal biogenesis factor 5. The transcript is spliced from 8 exons. Gene Ontology annotation, biological process: protein import into peroxisome matrix, docking. Gene Ontology annotation, cellular component: peroxisomal membrane; cytosol. Lineage: Eukaryota; Metazoa; Arthropoda; Insecta; Hymenoptera; Agaonidae. Gene Ontology annotation, molecular function: protein binding. The record is from RefSeq and is a predicted model, not a curated record. Bases 760 to 2619 code for a protein of 619 amino acids.